AUGGAGGAUGUAACAACUACUGUACCCUUUUCGUCCCUUCGAAAAGAUCUCAAAGUAGGAGACGAAGUCUGCAUUCUUUCGGGAGACCACAAAGGUGUUAUGGGUUGGGUAGUGAAUCAAGACGAGGACUAUGUGUGCAUCUUCAAUGACAGAACUGGUACAGAGAUAGAGGUAUCUCCAGGAAUUGUCCAGUUCUUCACCUCCCCCUUCGUCUUUGGAACAGAGUCCUCGGAAUUGAAAGCUCCCUUCACAGAUGCGCAAAAGCGUGUCAUGAAGGGGGACUCUAACAGUCAUCUUGUAGGAAAACAAGUAUUGGUCACCAAGGGGGAUUUUAGAGGUUACCGAGGCAGAAUAAAAAGCACAGUUGGUGAAAAAAGGGUCUUGGUCGAGCUUGAGCCACCCAGGCCUCGAGAGCUUCUCACUGAUUUUACAUACCCACUCGAACCAGCACCUCCGCCCAGUACUCUGGCAGGCUUUUUGUUCCCAGGUUACCCCUUUCCAGAUCCGCAACCAUCAGUCCCGUAUCCCGCUGCUUUCCUGGUGCAGACUCCAGCCAUUGCAGGGCCAUCUACUCCAUUUCCUAACUCGGAAGAUAUCUCUAUGACCCCAGCUUGGAACCCAAGCUCACAAACCCCCUGCCGUGGCGAUGAUGCCCCUUCUCCAUAUUGGCUCAGAGACAACUGCUUCGCCAACAUGAGGCUGAGCCUUCGUCUCAUCAACACCAACCCUAAUUUCCAUAGGGGCAAGCACAAAGAUAAGUGUGGGGAGUUCAAGGGAGUAGUCGGAGAUGCAGUGAAGGUCCAGCUCGGUUUCAGAAUAUUGGAAGUGCCAUUUCCAUAUUUAAUACCUGAAAGGCCAGAGUGCAAAUCCCAGGUCGUUACCGUGUUUACCGGCCCACAUAAGGGGUCGCAGUUUAGGAUCAAGGAGUUUGGCGAAGAUUUUUGUGGCUGCUCGAUUUUGAAAUCAACAAUGCUUUUGAGGAAGGUUGAUGUCAAAAUCGCCACCAAUCAACUGGUAGUCACCGCCCAAGACAGUCGACGAUAA
Molecule: messenger RNA, 1044 nt
Organism: Laccaria bicolor S238N-H82
Lineage: Eukaryota; Fungi; Basidiomycota; Agaricomycetes; Agaricales; Hydnangiaceae
Exons: 4
Coding region: 1-1044 (347 amino acids)
Biological process (GO): translation
Cellular component (GO): ribosome
Molecular function (GO): structural constituent of ribosome
Source: RefSeq, a predicted model, not a curated record